Ostrinia nubilalis (European corn borer) is the source of this 945-nucleotide messenger RNA. Its product is annotated as 1-acyl-sn-glycerol-3-phosphate acyltransferase beta-like. Bases 57 to 926 code for a protein of 289 amino acids. Lineage: Eukaryota; Metazoa; Arthropoda; Insecta; Lepidoptera; Crambidae. Gene Ontology annotation, molecular function: 1-acylglycerol-3-phosphate O-acyltransferase activity. The transcript has 5 exons. Gene Ontology annotation, biological process: phosphatidic acid biosynthetic process. Gene Ontology annotation, cellular component: membrane; endoplasmic reticulum. The record is from RefSeq and is a predicted model, not a curated record.
UGGAGAGUGCGGUAGUUUUAUUUGGAGACCUAGUAUCGUACUACGGGUAGUACAAUAUGUGGAACAAGGCCGUAAUAUUUUUGGCGUGCGUGCUAAUUUACUUCUACAAACGAUCUGCCCGGGGUGAAGGAACGUCGAUACUUUUCUAUUACAAGUUUUUCUUAUACUAUUUUGCUACGUUUAUUGUCACCGCAUUAUGCUGGCCACUGUUCCUGCUGAAGCCCAGAAAUGUUCAGAAUGUGAUGAUAACUGUUCCGAUCGCAAAAUUUGUUUCAAGGGCUAUUAACCUACGCUGGAUAGUUCGGGGAGGAGGGGUUUUGUCGGAGGACCGCGGGGCAGUCGUGGUCAGCAACCACCAGUCUUCUCUAGACAUAUUGGAACAACUCAACAUCUGGGACUUGGCUGGUAAAAUGACUUGCAUCGCAAAAAAGGAACUGUUUUACUUAUGGCCUUUUGGAUUGAGCGCUUACCUCACUGGGAUUGUGUUCAUAGAUAGACGGAAAACAAAGGAAGCCUACAAGACAAUGUUCGCAGCUUCUGAAGUUAUGACGAAGGACGAGACCAAAAUAUGGAUAUUCCCUGAAGGCACUCGAAACAAUAACCCGGAGUUUUUGCCGUUCAAGAAAGGUGCAUUUAACUUGGCUGUUGCGUCACAAGUGCCGGUUAUUCCUGUAGUUUUCUCUCCAUACCAUUUUCUUGAUAUUGAAAAAAAGACAUUUAAAGAAGGUCACGUAAUAAUUCAGUGCUUAGAAGAAGUAUCCACGAAAGGAUUAACUCAGGAAGACGUACCAGCCCUCAUAGAAAAUGUACGAAAUCAAAUGAGCAUCGUCUAUAAACAGCUUGCGAAGGAAGUUAUGAACGAUCCGCCUACCAAAUUCAACUUACUGAAAAACUGCUCUACUAAGGCUCGUACCCUAAAAGACUGAAAUAUUCAUAAUUUUAUCC